AUGUUGAAAGAGAUUUGCUCCGCCCUCCUGGAAGCCGACGUCAACGUAAAGCUCGUCAUGCAGCUGCGAAAAUCCAUCAAAGCCACAGUCAACUUCAAGGACGUCCCGCCCGCGGUCAACAAGAAACGCCUUAUCCAAAAAGCCGUAUUUGACGAGCUUGUCCGACUAGUCGACCCGCACGCCGAGCCAUUCAAGCCGAGAAAAGGGAAGCCGAACGUCAUUAUGUUUGUUGGUCUCCAGGGUGCCGGCAAAACAACGACUUGUACCAAGCUUGCGCGACACUAUCAAACAAGAGGUUUCCGGGCGUGCCUAGUGUGCGCAGAUACCUUCCGAGCUGGUGCGUUUGACCAGCUGAAGCAGAAUGCGACAAAGGCCAAGAUUCCAUACUAUGGUUCUCUCACGGAGACCGAUCCCGCGGCCGUCGCCCGCGCCGGAGUGGAGCAGUUCAAGAAGGAGAAGUUUGACGUGAUUAUCGUCGACACGUCGGGCAGGCAUCGUCAGGAGUCGGCACUGUUCCAGGAAAUGAUUGAUAUCCAGACAGCAAUCCGCCCGGACGAAACCAUCAUGGUGCUGGAUGCUUCCAUCGGUCAGCAGGCAGAGUCGCAGGCCAAGGCGUUCAAGGAAGCGGCUGAUUUCGGAGCCAUUAUCAUCACCAAGACAGACGGGCAUGCCCACGGUGGUGGUGCCAUUUCUGCCGUGGCGGCAACACACACACCCAUCGUGUUCAUCGGUACCGGUGAGCACAUGCUGGACCUGGAACGCUUCGCCCCGCAGCAGUUCGUCCAGAAGCUGCUGGGCAUGGGCGACAUGGCCGGCCUGGUGGAGCACGUUCAGUCGCUGAACCUGAACCAAAAAGACACAAUCAAGCACAUACAAGAGGGCAUCUUCACGGUCCGCGAUCUCCGCGACCAGCUGUCCAACAUUAUGAAGAUGGGGCCCCUGUCUAAAAUGGCCGGCAUGAUCCCGGGCAUGAGCAACAUGAUGCAGGGGAUGGACGACGAAGAAGGCAGCGCCAAGCUGAAGCGCAUGAUCUACAUUUGCGACUCUAUGACAGACAAGGAACUGGACUCGGACGGCAAGAUCCUGAUCGAGCAGCCCACACGAAUGACCAGAAUAGCCCGCGGCUCGGGAACUUCGGUGCGUGAGGUGGAAGAUCUCCUCACGCAGCAGCGCAUGAUGGCUGGCAUGGCCAAAAAGAUGGGCGGCAACAUGAAGAACAUGCAACGCGCGCAGCAGGCUAUGGGCGGCGGCAAUAAAGCUCAACAGAUGGCGGCGAUGCAGAAGCGGCUCCAGAGCAUGGGCGGCGCUGGCGGGGCCGGCGGCAUGCCUGACAUGGGAUCACUGAUGAAGAUGCUCGGUGGAGGAGGCGGCAUGCCUGGUGGCAUGGACAUGCAGGCGAUGAUGAGGCAGAUGGGGAUGGGAGGUGGUAUGCCGGGCACGCCGGGCGGGAGUGGCCGUGGAAGGAGGUGA
This is a messenger RNA of Metarhizium album ARSEF 1941, 1470 nucleotides long. Its product is annotated as signal recognition particle 54 kDa protein. Gene Ontology annotation, cellular component: signal recognition particle, endoplasmic reticulum targeting; cytosol. Gene Ontology annotation, biological process: SRP-dependent cotranslational protein targeting to membrane; SRP-dependent cotranslational protein targeting to membrane, translocation. NCBI's taxonomy places the organism in Eukaryota, Fungi, Ascomycota, Sordariomycetes, Hypocreales, Clavicipitaceae. Gene Ontology annotation, molecular function: endoplasmic reticulum signal sequence receptor activity; GTPase activity; GTP binding. The transcript has a single exon. The coding region runs from base 1 to 1470 and encodes 489 amino acids. The record is from RefSeq and is a predicted model, not a curated record.